CUUUUCUUUCUUUUCCAAAUCACUACCGUGUAUUUUUUUAUUUUUUUUUUUGAAAAAGUUUUCAUCUUUGCCCUUUUCCGACAUGUCGCUUGUAACAGAUAACAACCACUCUGAGGAAGUAAAAAUCAUGCGCAAGCUUCAUGGCAACCUUGUGCUUGAAGAGUCUGGAUUCUUUUCAAAAAUCACUCAAAAGGAUUCACAAUUGAACAAGAACGCCGCUGAAUCAUACUACAGCAAUUGGAAGGAUGCCGGUCGCUUAGAAGACAAUGAAAAGGAUGUUGAACAAAGACGAUAUGAAGCACAAAAUAUGACCAACUCUUUCUACGAUUUGGUAACUGAUUUUUACGAAUAUGGUUGGGGGCAAUCAUUCCAUUUUGCAAAACUGUAUAAAGGAGACUCUUUCAGAGAGAACAUCAAUAGACAUGAAGCAUAUUUGGCCUUGAAGCUUGGACUCAAGAAAGGCAUGCGUGUUCUUGAUACUGGCUGUGGUGUUGGCGGUCCUUUGAGAGAAGUGGUUAAGGCUUCCAAUGGAGCUCACGUCACGGGUCUAAACAAUAACGCAUACCAAAUUCAGAGAUGCGAAGCCUACUCAAAGAAGUAUGGAUUAUCCGAAUAUACUAGUUUCGUUAAAGGCGAUUUCACCAAAAUGCCUAUUGCUGAUCAAACAUUCGACGCCGUUUUCUCUGUUGAGGCUACAGUUCAUGCACCACGCUUAGAACAGGUCUAUGGUGAGAUUUUCCGCGUUUUAAAACCAGGGGGAAGAUUUGCCUGUUAUGAAUGGUGCACAACAGAUAUGUACGAUGAAUCUGAUAUGUCGAUGAAGAAAGUGGUACACGCCAUUGAAAAAGGCAAUUCUAUCUCCAAAUUGUACACUAUUUCAGAAUGUUUACAAGCCUUGAAGUCAGUGGGAUUCAACGUCAUAGAAUCAGAAGAUAUGGGUGUCGUUGAUGAUGCUACAAACCCAUGGUAUAAUUCCUUAAAAGCACCAGAUAAAGGGUUACGUGGAUUCUUGAGAUCACCCUCAGGUCGUGCAUAUACUAAUACACUCUUAACAUUCCUUGACAAAUUCAAACUGGUGCCACCUGGUGUAUUGGCCACUUCACAAUUGCUUAAUGGUGCUGCCGACAACUUGGUUGCAGGCGGUGAAAUGGGAAUUUUCACUCCUAUGUUCUUCUUCCUCGUAGAAAAGCCUAUGGACGCCUAAACUGCUUCUACUUGAAAUUAACCGACAUUUAACCGAGUACAUCUGUUCAUGAAACAAUUCGAUAUUAUAAUAAGAUAUAUAAACUCUUCAUAAAAAAAAUAAAUAAAAAGACCGCUUGUACGCAGCAUUUCAGAGUCGUUUUUUGCGUA
Messenger RNA from Mycotypha africana, 1353 nucleotides. Its product is annotated as S-adenosyl-L-methionine-dependent methyltransferase. Gene Ontology annotation, molecular function: sterol 24-C-methyltransferase activity. Gene Ontology annotation, biological process: ergosterol biosynthetic process. Gene Ontology annotation, cellular component: endoplasmic reticulum. Bases 83 to 1204 code for a protein of 373 amino acids. The record is from RefSeq and is a predicted model, not a curated record. The transcript has 4 exons. NCBI's taxonomy places the organism in Eukaryota, Fungi, Mucoromycota, Mucoromycetes, Mucorales, Mycotyphaceae.